CCGCUGCUGUUUUCUCCUCCUACACUCGAUCUUACCGACGUCGUCGACACAUCCCUCGAGAUACCUCAUAUCCUUCGAUUCCUCGAUUUGAGAAUCUCGAUUCCACACCGUCAAAAUGGUCAAAACUUCCGUCCUCAACGAUGCGCUUAACGCCAUCAACAACGCCGAGAAGAGCGGUCGCCGUCAGGUCCUGAUCCGCCCUUCCUCCAAGGUCAUCAUCAAGUUCCUUUCCGUCAUGCAGAAGCACGGCUACAUUGGCGAGUUCGAGGAGGUUGACGACCACCGCUCCGGCAAGAUCGUCAUCCAGCUCAACGGCCGUCUGAACAAGUGCGGUGUCAUCAACCCCCGCUACCCCGUUCAGCUCCGUGACCUCGAGAAGUGGGCCACUCAGCUCCUGCCCUCCCGUCAGUUCGGUUACGUUGUCCUGACCACCUCCGCUGGUAUCAUGGACCACGAGGAGGCUCGCCGCAAGCACGUUGCCGGCAAGCUCCUCGGUUUCUUCUACUAAAAAGUUUACCCUGGAAGUUUUUUUUUUGAUGGCGAGGAUCUAGUUUGUGGUGCGAGGGAUGAACUCUCGUGGCUUGGCGGAGUUGGAUCGAUACCCGGCAGAGAUGUCUAGAUAGUUAUUGAUCGAGUGAUCUCGCGAAUGAACUGAUUCAAGUCAUCA
This is a messenger RNA of Aspergillus welwitschiae, 667 nucleotides long. RefSeq names its product 40S ribosomal protein uS8. Gene Ontology annotation, molecular function: structural constituent of ribosome. Lineage: Eukaryota; Fungi; Ascomycota; Eurotiomycetes; Eurotiales; Aspergillaceae. Gene Ontology annotation, biological process: translation. The transcript has 3 exons. Gene Ontology annotation, cellular component: cytosolic small ribosomal subunit; ribosome. Bases 116 to 508 code for a protein of 130 amino acids. The record is from RefSeq and is a predicted model, not a curated record.